Molecule: messenger RNA, 1921 nt
Organism: Daldinia vernicosa
Lineage: Eukaryota; Fungi; Ascomycota; Sordariomycetes; Xylariales; Hypoxylaceae
Exons: 2
Coding region: 750-1754 (334 amino acids)
Source: RefSeq, a predicted model, not a curated record
UGUUUUUGGCCCUUUUCCCGCCUUGUGUCUUUCGGGCUCCUUCACUGCCCUUACUGUAUGUAUUGUACUGUGCGUACCUAGUAUUGAUGAUGUGAGAGCGAGUACCUACACCAAAGGAUGGGGAGGAUUCUGCCCGAAGAUACCACACACUGUUCCCUCUAGGCUCUUGGACAUUUUCUCAUCCCCCUGUGCCUUGCAUGCCCGAGAUGCGGGUCGUUCGGGCUCGACCCAUCAGUACUCAGAAAAUAUUUAUCGUUUUUAUAUCUGUACUUCUCCCGGACCUCUGGGAUUUCUUCUGCCAGCUGAAGGGGUUUCGAAAAAAUAAAAAGAGAAAGAGUAAGACAAUCGAACAAUAUGAGCAAAUAAAUUCGACUCUCGCCUAGCCAUCUCCCAGCCCACUACGUUCCUUUUUUGAUAUUUAUGAUUAUGAUGAUGAUGAUGAUGGUUUGAAUAUGAUCAUAUUAUCUGUCCUUCCUUUUGAAUAAAAUACACCUCGGAUCCGUCAUUCGCUUUACCUGAUCCAAGCCAACUGCCGAGGACAUUCCCUACUACCUACCAUACUCGUUAGCCCAUCGUUAGCCAGGAUUCUCAUCACUCAUCACUCGUCACUCAUUACCGAUUCGACCUGGAGCCAUCUUGAUCUACGCCAUCGAAUCGACAAGAUCGGUAGGUUUCAUAUACUUGAAACCAUCGAAUGCACAAUCCUUAAGCGGUCUUGGGGAACGACUGCAGAAUAUCAACUACACAUCAUGCUGGACCACGAAGCCACACAAGGAAAGCGGAGGAGCCCCGAGCUAUUAGCGCUACCGAAACUGAUCGUACCCACUACCAUUGUUGUCGAGGAUGUCGAUGCCAACUCAUCGAAUGGUAACGUCGUCCUCCAGCCUCAUGCCCUAAGUGUCGAUUUUCAGUAUAACAAAGGCGAGCCUGUAUCACCAUGCUCAGAUGUCUCACCCUCAUCUCGCUAUAGCGUUGUCUCACUUUCACCAUCCCUCUUUCCGCUACCACCAAGUAGUGCUACUCCGCCAACCACCGCUCACUCAUCAAUACCGGACUCGCCACCACCACCAUGCACAUCAGGCUCGCAUUCUUCUAUAAGUUCAUGGUUUUCCCCGCCAUCCCCGCCUCCCUCUACACCACUACCGCCCACGCCCACACAAAAAAGGCUAGCUAGCCUCAUCGGCCUUGCGAGCGGGCUUGAAAGUGUCCAAGUGCCUGCUUACGCAAAGGUUAAGAGUCCUCUUCCGGAGUCGCCUGAAAUAAGUCCGGCAUAUCCAAUAAACGAUCCCAGGAAGCCACCCCGGCGACUCACCAGUUUCACCAUCGACUCCCAGGGAUUCCGGGAGUCGGUAAUAGACCCAGACGUAACCCUUACACCAACCCCACCACCACCAAGGUCAUCGCUACCGCCUCCAUACUCGCCCGGUCUAUGCACUCCAGAGCGCUUCAGUAACGCCAGCGUGCCGAGCACCCGAGCGGACUCGACGACGCCGCUGGCGUAUAAUCUAGCGGAUUAUGAACACGGCCGAACUCCUCAUAGUCCUGAGUCCGAGCGCGAAAGGAGAAAGCAGCGCGGCGAUGUAGAGGCCGGAGGGACGGGUUGGUGGGCGCGACACUGGCAAAGCAAGCCGCAGAAAAGGAGAAGGAAGGUCACGACGACGAUUAUAGGUGCGGCUUCGGCUGCCCUGUUGAUGGUUGUCGCCGGGAUCGCCGUCGGGAUAUAUCUCGCAGUGUCCGGUCGUGCGUCAUUAUAGCCUGUAGGCAAGCCUUACCCCCUAUCUCUGACAAAGACAUUCUUCGUCUCGUGAUGAACGGUUGUAAGUUCAUACCUCAUAUUUUACCUUCUCACCUGCACGUAAUAUGUAUCCGAUAUGUAUAAGUAUCUGAUCUGAUAUAAGAUCAGGUAACUAGCUCAAGUAUG